AGGAACGUCCCGUAAAGUUCAAACACAACUUUAAAGGCACGUUUAUGUGUGUGACUGGUGUUUACGUGUCACCCGGAGAGACACCGCAAGAGUUGCACAAUAUACCUAAUAAAAUCCUUAUAAUGUCGUACUAGAAAAAGUGUCUCGGGGCCUUUCAAGGCCACUCAGCUGUGGCAGAACAUCAUUGCGGCUUUGCAGACACAGGUGGAGCACAGACCCCGCAGACAGCACCUGCGCAUCCACCACGACUGCUUCACUGGCUCUGAUGCUGUAGACGUGGUUCUGAGCCACCUCAUGCAGAACAUCUACUUCUCUUCCAGCGAGGUGUCCCGUCUCAAAGCUGCCAAGCUCUGCCAGGCCUUGAUGGAAUCUAGAGUGUUUGAACCUGUCGGGAUGAAGCUAUUUAGGAAAGAAAAGGAAAUGACAUUUGAGGAUUCCAGCUGCAGCCUCUAUCGCUUCUUGGAUAGCAGUGAUCCAUAUAGGAAAAGAUAUAAUGAGAAUCAGAACCCGGAUCAGCACACUGGAAAGAAGACCACUUCAAAGUUUGGAGAAAAGCACACCAUAUCCAACCCCUUUGUUCUUGGAUCAUCAGACAGAAGGGUGGAGAGACUACUGAAAAAUAUAAACCUACACCCAUCUGUUCCCUCUGAUCUAAAUCGUGCUGCGUUUUCAAAUGGUUUCCUGUCAAAAAAAGUGGUACAAGAGGUUUGGAAACAGCAGGCAUUACUUCAGCUGCUACAGGUGGUUGAGAUCCCCAUGCUGGACUGUAUUCUGACGUCCCCUGCCAAACCUGAGGCUUUGCGGUCAUCGCUGCGUAACCAUGGUGACCUGGUUAUCUCCAACACCUGUGUGGAUCGUGAAGUGUCAAAGAGUCUGAACCUGCCUGAAUUAGACUCUUGGCUGAUUGCAGCAGUCGAUUGUCUUGAGCUGUUCCCAGAUCAGUUAAUCGUGGUUGUCAGCGAGCAGCUCUUCCAACAGAACACAGCACCAGAGGAGGAGAAGUUUGGGGCACACAAGAAACUGCUGUUUGACACUAUCGCCAAGUAUUACAAUAGCCCAGAAAGACCGCCACUACUGUCUGGACGCUACACUGACAUCCAGGCUGGGAUCCUGCAUCUCAUAGGUUGUGGGAGAGGUGAAGAUUCCUUACGAGCAUCUCAACUGUUUUUGCACUUGGUGGAGCCCACAAGCAGGGACGAGUUAGGCAGACUUUUGGGUUUUAUGGCAGCUGCUACAGACAGUGAAGCUUUCAGACUGCACAAGCAGAUUGAGAACCGAGUAUUGGUAAGCAGGACGUUUGCAAAGGCUGUGAUCCAGAAUAAGGAGAUGGACCGUGUUCAGUGUGAGCAGCUAUUGCUGUUCUUCAUGGAUCAUUACAGACAACUCUUUAAGACACCAUCAUCAUUGUUCAAGGCUGUAACAGACACGCUACAAUCUCUGCAGCAAGGGAUGGAUCUAGAUAAUUUAGCACUGUUCACAUUCUGCCAGCUGGUGUCACUCCGGCAGUAUGAGGAAAACCGAGACAAGGACACUCUUGCCAGUUUGAAGCAGUUAAUGCACCAUAUCUCUCAGAGUGAUAGCCUGUCUGUCAAACAGAAGAGACGCCUGGCCAAGCAGUUUCAGAAGCAUCACCCGGGAGUCUUUCUCAGCACUUUUUCUCUUCAUUUUAGAAAUCAGCAAACACUGGAUAGACGGUUUGAUAGUUAGACUAUAGCAAGCUGUGUUAGAGGUUUUAUUCAUCCAGGUUAAAGAAAAAUGUCAAGUAUUGACACAGAGUAAUUUGUUUUUUCUUAGUUGAGGCCAUUUAAGUGACUUUAUUACUUGUAGAUUAGUAGGAAUAAAUCCUACAUAAUGUAGCGAUCCAAAGAGUAGAUCUUAAUUUUUAAACUACUGUAGUUGAAGUAGCAGCGCAUUGAACAAAAUCACGUUUCACUUUAUCUAGGUAAUUUCUUUAAGCUAAUUUGAAGAUGUUUAGAUAUUCAUAGUAUUAAGAAACUACCAAUCACUGCUGUACACUACAAGCAAUUUGGUAAAUAAGCUAUUUACAAAAAAUGUGCUCAGGUUUCUAAAGGCUUUUGGGGAUAGUUUUACUUGCACUUGAAAUAGAGUAAAAGUUAAACCUAUGCCUUAAAGGUAUAGAUUAAUUUUAUUCCUUGGAACAACUCUCGCUUAUUUACUUAUUAUUUACGUUUUUUAAUUCAAUGACUGGGCGCUUUUAAUGAAUAUUGACCUCAUAUUACAGUAUUUUGUAAGUGUAAUAUAUGAUAUUAAUGAUUUAAAAAGGGAUGAAGUGAAAUAGAUGAUAGGUGAAUGGAAUUUACAAAUGUAAGAAUGAUUUUACCUGCUGAAAUAGUAGUGUACGAAUUCACUGGAUUUGAUCUCAUUCACUGUGGUGAUACAUAUCAAUGAUAUAUAUUUGAUAUUUGAGUAAAAGAAUGAGUGAAUGAACUUGAACAUGCUUUAAUGGUACAGUGGACUAAUUAUGUAUUCAAAUGAAAGUAAUUGCUUUAGAUGUAGAUGCACUUUAAUUUUGCUACAUUUAAAACUCAUUAAAAUGAGUGACUUUGAAAAGCCUG
This is a messenger RNA of Triplophysa dalaica, 2576 nucleotides long. RefSeq names its product DEP domain containing 4 (gene depdc4). The record is from RefSeq and is a predicted model, not a curated record. The coding region runs from base 295 to 1707 and encodes 470 amino acids. Gene Ontology annotation, biological process: intracellular signal transduction. NCBI's taxonomy places the organism in Eukaryota, Metazoa, Chordata, Actinopteri, Cypriniformes, Nemacheilidae. The transcript is spliced from 9 exons.